This is a messenger RNA of Hemiscyllium ocellatum (epaulette shark), 4635 nucleotides long. RefSeq names its product Ras and Rab interactor 3 (gene rin3). The record is from RefSeq and is a predicted model, not a curated record. Bases 285 to 3149 code for a protein of 954 amino acids. The transcript is spliced from 10 exons. Gene Ontology annotation, biological process: vesicle-mediated transport; signal transduction. Lineage: Eukaryota; Metazoa; Chordata; Chondrichthyes; Orectolobiformes; Hemiscylliidae. Gene Ontology annotation, cellular component: endocytic vesicle; cytosol. Gene Ontology annotation, molecular function: guanyl-nucleotide exchange factor activity; small GTPase binding.
GAAAGCUUGACCAUCUCGAGCUGCCUCUUCCUCAGAUCCCCCGUUUGUUCACACAAUACAGGAAGUCAGAGAGAGAGAAAACCCACAGCGCACGCCUUCCUGCAUUUCUACGUCUAUUAGUGUUCAAAGUCUGCUCAAUCCAACGCCAUCUUUCUGACUGAGAGGCAAAGUGCGUUAUUCUUCUUACUAAAAUGUGGAGUUAUUGCUCAGUUUGGAAGCGAUAGUGCUGAAGUCAGCAUAUUUCUUUAAAUGGGUCUGCACAGUGGAGCUGAUCGAGCGAAGCGAUGAUGAAGAGAACAUCUGGACAAGAAGUGGAAACUGGAGACGCGCCAGGUUCACAACUAGGGGCGAAAGAUGAAUGUGGACAGCCUGCCACAGCCACUGUCCUUUCGCCGUUUCCAGGCAUCAGCAUUCCGGAUAAACUCAUCAGGACUUGUCCAGUGUGGCUUCAACUCAACACCAAGAAAGAAAAAGUCACGGAAAUACUCCACCGGGAGCCGCCAGGGAGAUUCAUGGUGAGGAAAGAUUGCUCCCUCUCAAACAUGGUACUUUCAGUGAAUUUUCCCGGACUUGGUGGAAUGCCUAAUAUUCAAGAUUACUCAAUAAAAGAAGAUAAAACGAUUAUGUAUUUGGAUGGCUCUUUAUUGGUUUUUGAAGAUAUCUUCAAAAUGGUGGCAUUCUAUUGUGUGAGCAGAGAUAUAUUGCCAUCGACACUGGUUUUGCCACAAGCAAUAGCAGAAGCAACAAGUUCUGAAGAAUUACAAGUUGUUUCACAUCUGGGGAUAGAUUUCUGGAGUUCAUAUUUAAAUAAACGAAGUGAGGAAGAAACUCAUUCAGUUUUGAAAGACUUGAAUACCAUUAACAACCAGAUUCAAGGCCGUCAAAUGACUCCAAACAUAUCUGCUGAUAAAAGGCAAUGUUCAUGCGAGGUUGAGUUGUCAGCAGGAAAUGACAAAUUGUGGUUUGUCAAUCCUGUGUUUAUAAAAGAAAGCUGCAGCACUGGCCCUUCGACAGAACCAUCAGCAGACCAACGUCGAAGCUCUACAAAUAACAUGGAUCUGAAAGUGAAGAGACCCCCACCACUCCCUCCCCGACCAAAGCCAUCAGAACCGACUGCUGUGCUGUCUGAUGGCUGUGGAAAUAGAAACCAGUCACUGUGUGAGAAAGUGCUCAAGAAAAAUGAUGAUGAAAUUAAAAUUGGAAGGGAGCAUGACAAUUUAGUCAAGCAGGUUCAGGCCUUGCCACAGGGUAGAAAAGAAAUCGAAACCAAUGUGGACUAUCUAGGAACUCCAAAUCGUGAUAAGUUCCCACCAGUUCCACCAAGACGACGGCCAUCAGAAAAGCAACCUGCAGACAUUGACAGCAGCCAGAGUGAGGAGAGAAGGAAGGAGGCUAAGGAAGUUGAACAAAGCACUGAUAAUACAGGGAAUGAUAAGCUGCCAGUUGAAGACUCCAUUAAAUCGGCAGCAAAUGAGCAGCAGGAAUUGAUGAGUGACAAAUCGCAAAGUAUUGAUGGUUUGAAUAACAGCACUUCAGGCAUAUCCAAUACUGUGCAAUGGAAACAGUCAGGUCAGUCUACACCUAUUGCUCCUCCAAGAAGAAAAAAAUUAUCCAACCAAAUUGCCAACAAAGACACCCACCAAGAACACACUACCAAAGGUCAGGAAAACAAAGCGUCAAAGAUAGUUAAGUUAGUUACAAUAAAGGAUCAGUCAGAAGAUGUCUCUGGCUCCUCAGUGCAGAGCAAUUGUGUGCAAUCAUGUAAUUCCAUGGAUUUGAAACUAACUGAUGGGUCGUUGUACUCACCUGAAGGGAACAUAUCCAAUCCCAUUUCCGAAGCAGAUUCUUACUCCACCAGCAGCACAGAGGAAGAGCAAGAUCCAGUGCACACUCAUUCACGAACUAGGAAGCAACGGCACUCUAUGAUGUUGGACAAAGCAAGAAACAGACUGUCAAUUGUGACAUUAAGCAAUGUUUUGAAUGCUUUCCGUUCAACAGACAGAAAAAUUCAGAAGAAAAUAACAGAACUGGCCCAAGAGAAGGAGUCAUAUUUUGGUCACCUGGUUCAGGAUUACAAAGCAUACACAAUGGAAGUGAUGCAGAAUCAUACCUCUAGCACGGAAAUGUUGCAGGAGAUUCGGCAGAUGAUGACACAGCUCAAGAGCUAUUUACUACAAAGUACAGAGUUGACCCAAAUGGUGGAUUCAUCUUACCAAUCUGAAGAAAAACUGGAAGCUGUUGUGGAAUCAGCAUUGUGUAAAUGUGUUCUCAAACCAUUAAAAGACCAUAUCAACAUGCAACUAAAGGAAAUUCAUUCCAAAAAUGGCAAUCUGAAGCUUUUGAAAGAGAACCAACAGAUUAUGCAAAACACAACCACCACUGACUUGGGUGUAACUACCAGUGUACCUGAAGUUAGCGUCUUGGAGAAAAUACAGCAGAAACUCAGUACCAUGCACCAAGCUUAUUCACCAGACAAGAAGGUCACCUAUCUGCUCAAGUCCUGCAAGCUGAUUUAUGAUUCGAUGUCAGUUGGAAAUACUGCAAAGCCACAUGGUGCUGACGAUUUCCUCCCUGUGUUAAUGUACGUGCUGGCAAGGAGUAACCUGACUUCAUUGCUUCUGGAUGUGGAAUAUAUGAUGGAGCUGCUGGAUCCUUCAUUACACUUAGGAGAAGGUUAUUAUUACUUAACAACUACCUAUGGCGCCCUAGAACAUAUCAAACACUAUGACAAACACACUGUCACUCGCCAACUUAGUCACGAGAUCCAGGACUCAAUCCACCAAUGGCACAGAAGACGAACUCUGAACAUGAAACAAACAUCCAGGUCAUCCAUGCAGGAUUUCCUGAGUAUACACUUUUUAGAGCUUGAUUCUAAUGUCAAAACAUUUGCCAUAAGCUCAGAGACAACCGCAGAGAAGCUGUCCAGUCAGUGUGCUGAAAAGUUUGGCAUCUCGGAGACCGAGGAUUACUGCUUGCAUCUUGUCGUGGAGCAGAGGAGCCUGCAAUUGGCUGCUGAUGCGAUGCCUCACUGCCUCAAGAACAUCCUUCACAAGAGCCAGCCACAAAGGGACUAUUAUUUUAUAUACAAGCAGAUCGACCAGUUGGAGCAAGCAACAAACCCUCCAAUAAAGAACCUCCCGACCUUUUGACUUUAUAACAAUGAAGUGAUAGAGCUGCAUUAAUUUUCUGAGAAUCAGGAGAAGGAAAAGGAUGCAAUAUUUUGCUUGAAAAUGCUUGGAGUCCUACGUGAAAGCAAGAAAUCCUGGAAAUUCGCAGUAGCCCAGUGAGCAUCUGAAAGGGGUUAGUUCGAUUCAUGUUUCAAAUCUGACCCUUUAUCAGAGCUUCAACUUAAUUUUCGUAUUAGUUUAGGACAUAUUAAAUAUUUCUGGAUUUUUUCCUUGAUAUUUUGGAAUGUUUUUAAACCAGUACUAUUUAUACAUUUUAUACGGUCACAUUUGUCUUUAGAGUUGUAUUUCUCUGCUUUCCAUCUUCAUUAUUGUAAAUGGAGACACAUCGAAGGGAGCGUUUGAGAGUUUGUCAAAUGUAGACUUAAGGGAACUAAAACUUGUCAAAGGGAUGGUGCGAGAAACACAUGUUUAAAACUAACUUUAUGGUUGCCUCAAAUAUUAUGGUCCAGUCACAAAAAAAAUGACAGCAUCAGUAAAGUGACUUUCUGUGGCCCUUAUGGAUAUGCAGUUCUGGUCCUGUCAUUGUUGGUACACCAAGGAAUGGCUGUGUGACCUUCAGGUGGUUAAUGAUUAUCUGAUCCUUGAGAUAGAUCUGUUUGUUUGAGUGAUGACAUGUUUGGCUGAUCAGUGAUGCUGAUAGGCCAGACAAGAAAGUACCUUGUGGUCUGCUGCUAGCAAUGUGCGUCACAAGUAUUCAUAGCUUAGUGGGGACAGUUUGAUAAAGACAGUGGUGCACAGCAACAGCCUGCUAUGUUUCGUUUGUUCCAUAGUAACUUUCUAGCAGGAAGAUAGACUAAUGGGGGAUUUCAUAGCCACUGAAAUCAGACAAACCUUUUACUGGUCAAAGUAUAUUGCAACAGGUUGGUUAAAGAGGUUAGUUAUGAGGAGAUCUUUAAACAAGGAGAAUUGCUGGAUAAAGUGUUAGGGUGGAAUUUCUUAGGACAGAGAUGUCUGGAGUGAUGUCUGUCUAUGGAAGAAUGAAUAAGGGCCCAGGUAUGGAGGACCCAUUGUGUUCUUAAACAAUUGUAAUCCCAAAGAUGGAUAGAGAGACAAUGGGGCCAAAGCCACAAAUAUAUUUGAAACAGAGGAUCAGAAAUAAAAAUUGAGGCAUUGGUGGACUUGUAUGCACAUGGGUGAACAGAUCAAGGUAUGGGAAUGUAGAUUUGAACGAGAUAUGGGUUUUGAAACAUGGAAGAUGGAGGGUUGGUCAGGAGAGAGUUGGUCAAACCAGGGUCUAACUAAAUCCUGAAUGAAGGUGGCAGAUAUACUGAAACAGCAGAAAUGGCCAUUGUUAUAGAGAUAAUUGUUAUAAACUCCAUUCUAUUACAGUAUUUUUCAUGUUUAUGAACAAGAAAUGACCAAAGUUUCACUUUUAAAAACCAACACAAAGUGGUCUUGCACACUUAGCAAAAUUAUGUAUUUCACUUGAUAACAUUGGAUUGUAAAU